This is a messenger RNA of Aethina tumida (small hive beetle), 3951 nucleotides long. RefSeq names its product protein flightless-1 (gene fliI). Gene Ontology annotation, biological process: myofibril assembly; actin filament severing; actin polymerization or depolymerization. NCBI's taxonomy places the organism in Eukaryota, Metazoa, Arthropoda, Insecta, Coleoptera, Nitidulidae. The transcript has 16 exons. Gene Ontology annotation, molecular function: actin filament binding; phosphatidylinositol-4,5-bisphosphate binding. The coding region runs from base 125 to 3841 and encodes 1238 amino acids. The record is from RefSeq and is a predicted model, not a curated record. Gene Ontology annotation, cellular component: actin cytoskeleton; nucleus; cytoplasm.
UUGUUGAUGUAAUGGGGAAAAUAUGCACAUUUUAUCUUAUUUAUCGGGCGAUAUCUAGUUUUUGAGCACCGGUUGCGGAACGUUUUGCUUUGCUGAUGCUAUAAAUAAUUAAACGAGACGCAAAAUGGCCAACACAGGCGUACUACCCUUCGUCCGUGGGGUGGAUUUCACCCGGAACGAUUUUAGUGGGGACAAAUUUCCCGAGGCAGUGAGCUCCAUGACUGGUGUGCAAUGGCUAAAAUUAGACAGGACUAAUUUAAACGAGAUACCGAAGGAAAUGGGUAAUUUAAUGAAGCUCGAGCACCUGUCCCUUACACGAAACAACUUGGAGAAGCUCUAUGGGGAACUGACUGAGUUAAAUUGUUUACGUAGCCUCAACUUAAGACAUAAUAAGGUUAAGAGUUCCGGUAUUCCGCCUGAACUGUUUCAUUUAGAUGAGCUUAGCACCUUAGACUUAAGUCACAAUAAUUUAAAGGAGGUGCCUGAAGGCUUAGAUAAAGCCAAAUCACUACUAGUCUUAAACUUGAGUAAAAAUCAUAUCGACACAAUUCCCAACUCACUAUUCAUAAACCUGACUGAUUUGCUAUUUUUGGACCUGAGCGACAACAAUUUGGAAACCUUGCCCCCACAAACAAGACGUCUGGCCAACUUGCAGACGCUCAUUUUGAACAACAACCCCAUGGGGCACUUUCAGUUGAGACAGUUACCUUCUUUGGUCAACUUGGAGACCUUGCACCUGAGGAACACCCAGCGAAACCUGAACAACUUCCCCAUGAACUUGGAGAACUUAACUCUGUUGUCGGACGUCGACUUAGCCCAGAACAACUUACCCAAAGUGCCUGAUGCUCUGUAUUCCUUGCCCAACUUGAAGAGACUGAAUUUGAGUGAGAACGAAAUUACUGAACUGUCAACAGCUGUUGAGUCUUGGCAGAAAUUGGAGACCUUAAAUCUGUCGCACAAUCAGUUGACGGCCUUGCCGGCGAAUUUGUGCAAAUUGGGCACGUUGAGGAGGUUGUAUGUGAAUGACAACAAGUUAGAUUUCGAAGGUAUACCCUCAGGUAUCGGCAAGUUGGGGUGCUUGGAGAUAUUUUCGGCUUCCAACAAUCAACUGGAGAUGAUCCCUGAAGGACUAUGCAGAUGUGGCUCGUUGAAAAAACUGAACUUGAGCUCAAACAAGCUGAUAACACUGCCCGAUGCAAUCCACCUAUUGACUGAUUUGGAUGCUCUGGAUCUGAGGAACAAUCCGGACUUGACAAUGCCACCAAAGCCGUCCGAAAUGACCAGGGGGGCCGGGCUGGAGUUCUACAACAUCGACUUUUCGCUGCAGAAUCAGUUGAGGUUGGCCGGGGCCAACGUUCCUGCACCCACACCAGCACAAAACGCCAGUAAAGAUCCGAUUGCGCGUAAGCUGAGGCUGAGGAGGGGACGCAGGGACCACGAGGAGGCUGACCAGGAUCAGGCGAAAAUAUUAAAAGGCAUGAAAGACAUUGCCAAGGACAAAAACAACAGCCUGAAAGAGGACGACGCCAAGGCGGAAUCGCUCAAGCCCAAACGUUGGGACGAGACAUUGGAAAAGCCCCCGCUGGACUACUCCGAGUUUUUCGAAGAAGACGAGGGCCAAACUGAAGGUUUAACCGUUUGGGAGAUCGAAAAUUUCUUGCCCAACCGCAUCGACGACAUAGCCCACGGCAAAUUCUACGAGGGGGACUGCUAUAUUGUUCUGAAAACUGAGUUCGACAACAACCAGUCAGUGUCCUGGAAGAUCUACUUCUGGAUCGGUGCUAAAGCUUCAUUGGAUAAAAAGGCUUGUUCGGCCAUCCAUGCAGUUAAUCUAAGGAAUUACUUGGGGGCCGAGUGCCGCACCAUCCGCGAGGAGCAAGGGGACGAGUCCGAGGAGUUUCUGGAGCUGUUCGACAAGCAGAUAACCUACAUCGAAGGCGGACGUACUUGCAGCGGCUUCUUCACAGUGGAAGAAAACAAUUUCGAGACUAGAUUCUACAGAAUACACGCCGCCGGCCAGUCCAUUCAUUUGGAGCCCGUGGCCGUGUCCUCCGAAGUUCUGGACCCCAGAUACGUGUUCGUUUUGGACACGGGCAGCAAGAUUUACCUGUGGAUCGGCAAGAAGGCGAAAAUAGCCUUGAAGUCCAAGUCCAGGUUGAUGUGCGAGAAAAUCAACAAGAACGAACGCAAGAACAAGGCGGAGAUCCUGACGGAGGCCAUGGGGGCGGAAAGUGUGGAGUUCUGGACCGCCCUGGGGGAGCCUGACGGCGUCAAACCCGAGAACCCACCUCAGGAGCACGUCGACGACAAUUUUGUACCAGUACCGCCGAGGUUGUACCAAGUACAACUGGGAAUGGGCUACUUAGAGUUGCCACAAGUUGAGGUGCCCCAUGGAAAAUUGGUCAACACUUUGCUCAACAGUAAAAACGUUUACAUUCUUGAUUGUUACUUGGACGUUUUCGUUUGGAUUGGCAAAAAGUCGACUAGAUUGGUGAACGCAGCAGCCGUCAAGCUUUCGGAAGAGCUCUUUAACAUGAUCGACAGACCGGAUUAUGCCCUCGUCACACGCGUCAGAGAAGGCACCGAAAACCAGAUAUUCAAGAGCAAGUUUGUGGGCUGGGACGAAGUGAUAGCGGUGGACUUCACACGUACCGCCGAAUCGGUGCAGAAAACCGGCGCCGACCUCACCAAGUGGGCGAAGCAACAGGAGACGAAGGCCGACCUGACCGCCCUGUUCACGCCUCGUCAGCCGGUGAUGCCGUUCGCCGAGGCGCAACAAGUGAUGGAGGAGUGGAACGAGGACCUGGAGGCGAUGGAGUCGUUCGUGUUGGAGGGAAAGAAAUUCGUGCGGUUACCCGAGGACGAACUGGGUCACUUCUAUUCCAAGGAUUGUUACGUGUUUUUGUGUCGUUACUGGAUACCGGUGGACGAUGGGGAGGACGGGGAUACGGUCGACGACGCCGACGAUUUUCAGUGUGUCGUUUACUUCUGGCAGGGCAGGGAGGCGUCCAACAUGGGCUGGCUCACGUUCACGUUCACCCUCCAGAAGAAAUUCAAGGCUUUAUUUGGUGAUAAGCUUGAAGUUGUCAGGACACAUCAGCAACAAGAGAACAUGAAGUUCAUGGCGCACUUCAAACGCAAGCUGAUCAUCCAUCAGGGCAAAAGGAAGCAGAAGGAGAAGAACGCCGUCGAAUUCUACCACCUCAGAUCCAACGGCAGCGCCCUUUACACCAGAUUAAUUCAAAUAAAACCGGACGCUACCCAACUUAAUUCAGCCUUUUGUUACAUCCUGAACGUGCCUUUCGAACACGAGGACGAGGCAGGCAUCGUGUACGUGUGGAUCGGCUCAAAAGCCGACCCCGAUGAAGCCCUGCUCAUCCAGGAGAUCGCCGAGGAGUCGUUCAACAGUCCGUGGGUCAGCCUCCAGGUCCUUGCCGAGGGUGAGGAGCCGGACAACUUCUUCUGGGUCGGACUGGGAGGCAAGAAGCCCUACGAGACCAACGCCACCUUCAUGGAGUACACCAGGUUGUUCAGGUGCUCCAACGAGAAGGGCUAUUUCAUCGUUUCGGAAAAGUGCUCCGACUUUUGCCAGGACGACCUGGCCGACGACGACAUAAUGAUCCUCGACAACGGGGAGCAGGUGUUCCUGUGGCUGGGCGCCAAGUGCAGCGAGGUGGAGAUUAAGCUGGCGUACAAGUCGGCGCAGGUCUACAUACAGCACAUGAGGGUGAAGCAGCCGGACAGGCCGAGGAAGUUGUUCCUGACGCUCAAGAACAAGGAGUCGAGGCGGUUUACCAAGUGCUUCCACGGAUGGGGUGAACACAAGAAGCCGCCGGAAUAGAUGCGGAAAUGUAACGAGGCAUUGAUGCAACCACAAUAUUGAAAUUUAAUUUGUUAAAACUAUUAAUUAUUGUACAAAGUUAUAGUAAAGUCUUUUUAGUGGUGCGUUAA